Molecule: messenger RNA, 4894 nt
Organism: Leucoraja erinaceus (little skate)
Lineage: Eukaryota; Metazoa; Chordata; Chondrichthyes; Rajiformes; Rajidae
Gene: zrsr2
Product: zinc finger (CCCH type), RNA-binding motif and serine/arginine rich 2
Exons: 12
Coding region: 89-1891 (600 amino acids)
Biological process (GO): mRNA splicing, via spliceosome
Cellular component (GO): U2AF complex; spliceosomal complex
Molecular function (GO): pre-mRNA 3'-splice site binding; metal ion binding
Source: RefSeq, a predicted model, not a curated record
CAUGUGACCCACGCCAAAGCGUGACACGUGAUCAGCGUGCGUCGCAGUCGGCGUCCCACGUGACCCACGCCAAGCGCCAGGUCGCAAAAUGGCGGCAAUGGUAGUGCCGAUUCAUAAGCUCAGUCACAAGAAAUUCAGAGCUUUACUGAAAAAAGAAAAACGCAAGAGAAAGCGGCAGGCAGCGGCUAAACAGAGAGAAGAAGAAUUAACUUGUGACAAUGACAUAGAAGAGGCAGAAGAACUUGAAGAAGAAAAAGAAUUGGAGGCUGAAAGGCAACGUUUGCAUUUAGAAUGGUUGGAAAAAGAAAAGCGGGCACAAGAAGAAUUCCUACUAAAAAAGGAAAAGGAAGCAGCAGCACAGAAAAGGCAGGAAGAGGAGGAGAGAAAAAUCAGAGAAGAAUGGGAACAGCAGCAGAUGAAAGAAAAGGAGGAAGUAGAGCACAAACGUCAGGAGCGGAGAGAACGAGAGGAGGCUGUUCAGAAAAUGCUGGAUCAGGCGGAAAGUCAGCUUGAAAAUGGUGGCACAUGGCAUAAUCCAGAAGCACCAGAGGAUUAUGGGACAGAAAAGGAUAAAUCAUUUUGUCCAUUCUUUCUUAAAACUGGGUCUUGCAGAUUUGGUGAUAGGUGCUCUCGUAAACAUGUCUAUCCAGCAUCAAGUCAGACCCUUCUUAUUAGAGCCAUGUUUAUUACUUUUGGCAUGGAAGAAAGCAGGCGAGAUGACUAUGAUACCGAUUCUGGUCUGGAGCACAGUGAGGAGGACAUUUACCAGCAGUUCAUGGAAUUUUAUGAGGAUGUGUUGCCUGAAUUUAAGAGCAUUGGGAAAGUUGUACAAUUUAAGGUCAGUUGCAAUUAUGAGCCACAUCUGAGAGGAAAUGUGUAUGUGCAAUAUCAAAAAGAAGAGGAAUGCCAGCAAGCCUUUGCACUAUUCAAUGGGCGCUGGUAUGCAGGGAAACAGUUGCAGUGUGAAUUUUCACCUGUAACUCGAUGGAAAACAGCAAUAUGUGGACUUUACGAAAGGCGCAAGUGCCCCAGAGGGAAACAUUGCAACUUCCUUCACGUGUUCCGGAAUCCUAACAGUGAAUUUUGGGAGGCUGAUCGAGAUCUUUGCACAUCACCAGAGCGAAGGAAAUCCUACUCUAACAAGUAUUCUGAGAGGCGAGAUAGAUUGAGCCAUCGUUACGAUAACCAUAGUCGAUCUAGGAGGAAGUAUAGUUGUAGUCCAGACAAAAAGCAGAGGUGGUCUGGAGAGCCUGAAAGGAAUAGGAGGAGAAGCAGAAGCAGGGAAAGGAGAAGGUUGCAGAGGUCCAGGAGCAGGAGCCAGGAAAAAAAACGGUCACGAAGUAAAGAAAGGCAUCGCAGAAGCCGGAGUAAAGAAGCUCGCAGAUCACAAAGGUCCCGCAGCAGAAGUCAGGAACGAAGGAGGUCCAGAAGCAGAGAGAGAUGCCGAUAUAGGUCGAGGAGCAGAAGUCUGGAACGGUCACUGAGCAGAAGUCUGUCUCGAUCCAGGAGUAAAAGCCGUGACCGGUCCAACAGCAAGGACCGAGGGACAGAGAGGUCACGGUCUAAAAGCAGAAGUCCUCCUCAUGGGUGGAAUAAGAAAAGUAAGAAGGAAUCAGAAAGUAAAGAGAAAAAAAGCAAAAAGAAGGCUAAGAAAGCGAAGAAAUCUAAAAACAAGUCUGAAAACAAAUCAAAGGGCCAUAAAUCAAAAAGACUAGAAAGUGAUCUCAGUCACUUGCCAGUUAGUUCACUGGAAAAGGACUCACAAGUCACCGUGGACCAUCCUGAUGUAAGAAGCCUUUCCACUUCUCCGAGUGUUAAGAGCUCUACAAGUGAUACAACAACAGCUACCAAACUGAAUGACACAAUUGAAACAGAAGCUGUUGAUGAAUGAAGGUUGGUGCUGGAAGAUGCACGACAAUGGAGUGUGGGUCUUUGGCUGCCCAAAGCAGCACUGUGAAGCUGAAGAGAAACUCUUAAAGGACUGCUAUCCAGUUGUAGAACUGGCCAGACUUUGCAUGCUGUUCAUACCUUGAAGCAUCAUGAAAGUGCAGAAUCCUUUUGAAUAGUUUGGCAGCUAGGAUCAGUGUGGCAUUAGCAAUGCCAUAUACAUAUAUUGAGCUGCUGUGAUCCCUUAUACUUAGAAGUUUCCAUCCCACUUUGCUGUUUCAGAAAGAGGAAAAAUUCAUUACGCAUCUACUACGUGCCAUACUUUUUGGAAAAACCUGCUUGAACCAGCAAAGUGGCCUUCUGCGCUGUAAAUGGAAUAUAGACUGAAAUAUGUCACAGAAGAGUUGUACUUUGGUGAACAUGGAUUUGUGGAGGAAACAGUUAUGUAAAGUCUUGGUAUCAUGUUAAUAAAGUUGGGACACUUACAGUAACAGAGGGUAAAGUUUAUUUCAAACAUGAAGCGUCAAUUUGGAUCAAUUAUCCAGCAUGAAAUUUUCCCAUUUUUCCCUUCGUUGUAUAUUUUGUUUAUAAAUGUUACCUGGGACGUAGGCAGCAACUGAUAUUGCAGAUAACAAUUUGUUUGUCAGUAAUCUGAUUUUAGGUGAAAUAUUGUUACAUUUUGACCAUUCAGUAUAUCCAACAUGUGAUUUAAGCCAUUCUCACGUAAUAAAUUCUGCAUUUUUCACAAUAUUUGCCAAAUUUUAUGUUCUUUAUACCAAAGCAUGUGUGACUAGUAAGGCCAAUGGCAGUAAUGGAGAAAAUGGUGGAAUCCAUUAAUGAUGCAAUUAAAGAACACCAGGCAGCAGGGAUUUAUGAACAGGAAAUCAUGCUUAACAAAUCCACUGAAAUAUGAGAACAUUAGUGUGGAUAAAGCUGCUGGGCUUGACUAGAUCUAUCCCAAUUUGGUAAGGGAGGAGAUAACUAUGGGUCUUAGUUUUGAAUCUUCAUUAGCCACAGGUGAGUUUCCAGAAUACUGGAUGCUGGGUAAUGUUAUCCUCGUGUUCAAAACGGACAAAAGGAUAAACCAGGACAUUACAGGCCAGCGAAUCUUAGUGAUAGGAAAGUUGAAGAUUUGGGUUCACUUGGAAAGGCAGGGACUGAUUGGGACAUCAUGUCCCACUAGUCAGAAUUGCUUUGGGAUAUAUAACAUUCAAUUUUGCAAAUCCCAUUGUAUUAAAACAAUGUUUAAGUAACUCAGAAGGCCAAGGCACAAGGGAGCUGUGUUGGGAAAUGGGACCCAAAACUCUUGGUGGUGGAGGUAUAAGUUACAAUGAAUGUUCUGUGAACAAUUGGUGCUUGGACUGCUAUCAAAUAUGACUGGUGGCAUGAUGGCACAAUUCUAUUGAAAAUGGGAUGAUGAGUUCCUGCUAUCCAGAAAAUGAACAAAGCUGCAACUGUUGAAAAUAUGAAGUUAUAUCUCAAUACUGAAAAUGCACUUGCAUUUAAUUUUAAUUUAGAGAUUCCGUGCGGAAACGGGCCCUUCAGCCCAGUCUGCACUGACCAGCGAUCCCUUCACAUUAACACUAUCCUACUCACACACACUAGGGACAAUUUACAUACACCAAGCCAAUUUACACAAACCAACCGGUGUGUCUUUGGAGUGUAGGAGGAAACCGAGGAUCUCUGAGAAAACCCACUCAGUCACGGGGAGAAACGUACAAACUCCAUACAGACAGCACCCAUAGUCUCAUCCGGCGCUGUAAGGCAGCAACUCUACCACUGUGCCACCCCAAUCUACCGUACUAUUAUUCAGUGCUCAUGUGGUAUUAGUCCACCAGAUGAUCACUUUGCAGGGGCGAUCCCGAGCUUCCCAUUGCCUGCCACUAAUUCCACAACCCACUCACUGAACAUUCAAUCUGUGGCUUCCCAUAGUUACAAUGUGGCCCACGACAGACUAAUAUCUUUCAUCUGAGCAUGAUGUAGCCUUCGGGGCUGGCAUUCUACAAUUUAUGUACCUUGAAGGACAUCUCCAGUCUGACCUGCCUGGCCCAUCUUCCUACUCUGCAUUUCACAACUGCUGUGCUCUCACCAAUUGCUCCCAUUCAUUCAACUAGGGAACCAUUACAGCUUAUACCAUGGUUUCCCCCUGUCAAAGGCAGCAGCUUAACAAGCUUUGUCUCCUUCCUAGUUUUAACAGAGACUUUAACCUGGCUUGUUAACUGUGUUUCUCUUCCCUCGGAUGCAAUCUGAACUGUUGGAUAUUUCCAACAUUCUGUUUUUAAAGCUGUUACCCCCAAAGUCAGCUUUGCUUGUCAUGUACUUUCAACAAAGUGAUAUGUUCUUUUAACAGGACAUGAGUUUUGGUCAGUGGGAGUAUACAUUAAAAUAGACAACAACAAGUAGAUACCCGUUCUUUUAACACAAUCUGUUAACUACCCGAGUGAAUGAAUCUGCAAACUACCCACAAUUACACAGUGAAAAAUCGAUCGGUCUGAAAAAUACCAAAUAGUUUUAAUCAUAAAUUUGUUGCUUAAUCGCAAACGGUACAGCAGUUAUGUUAUGUAUAAAAAGAACAUUUUAAAUCUGCAUCUUGUAUAUUUGUUGUAAUACUUUAACUCUGUGAUGUUUAUUACGUGAAGACAAAUCACUGGACUAUCACUGUCUGACAAGCUUGUGAUAAACAGUUAAAGCUUGCUACAUUUUUGCACAAGGCAAGCCAUUUGACCAAAAAUAACAUUGAAGCAAGAGCAAACCUGAUUUGACUUAGACAAGAUUUUUUGCAAACAACUAUACUAAUUGUUGUUUAAACCACAUAACAAAAUGCCUAGGUGAAAUUACAGUAUGUUUGGUGAGAUAAAAGCACUUGGAAUAGGAAUACUACAUACUGAACAGAUCCAUACAACACUGAUUGCUGUAAAAUGAUGCCUCUGCAAUUAUAUCUGAUGUGGGGCAGUGUUGCAAGAUACUGAACCAAUGGUUAUUCCACAUCAUUGAAAAUUGCCUUUUA